UGAAUUUCUAAGAAAAGAAAAAAUUGCACCACGAUUAACGUAAAAAGUGUAAAGUGUAUGCGUAGAUAAAACGAAAUAAAAAAAUAGUGAAAAUCUAAGUUUUAAGUUUUUUUAUAUUGCAUUUAGGUGCUUUAAUUGCCAGUCUUCGGCUUGGCCUUCGAUCUGCGUGAUCUGUGCGUCAAAAUGUGCAGCAGCAAAGUUAAAAAUUAUUUGAUUGCUGCGUUAAUUUAAUUAAGAGUGGCAAUAAGUUUGUUGCUAAUUUUGUAGUGUUAGUUGUUUAAAAUUGUGUUCAUUUAUGCCUGGGAUUAACUGGACGUGUUCUAAUUUGGAUUUAAAUAACACGGCGAAACGUCACAAAAGUUAGCGCUGACGAAACACUGGAACAAAUAAACGACGUCACACUGGAGUCACAAAUACGAUAAACAUUCCAAAAAUUCCACAUUACCUCCCUCCAACUGUUUCGCUCUCUCUUUCUGGCUGCCUCUCUGCAUCUCUCUCACUCCGUACUCUCCCCCGCCCUCUCUCGGCAUGUCACAUGAUAAGAAAAUGUUGGAUCGCGAGGCAGUACGUUCAGUUAUACAGCAAUGGAAUGCCAAUCGAUUGGAUCUCUUUGCGCUCUCCGAACCGGAUGAGAAUCUGCUCUUCCAUGGCGUUAUGCGCUUCUAUUUCCAAGACGCCGGCCAAAAGGUGGCCACCAAAUGCAUUCGCGUUGCCAGCGAUGCCACAGUCACAGAUGUCAUAGACACGUUAAUCGAGAAAUUUCGUCCGGAUAUGCGCAUGCUGUCUGUGCCCAAUUACGCCCUCUACGAGGUGCACGCAAAUGGCGAGGAGCGUCGCCUGAAUCCGGAUGAGAAGCCGCUGCUCGUUCAGCUCAACUGGCACAUUGACGAUCGCGAAGGACGCUUUCUGCUCAAGAAUAUCGAUCAGAAGACAACGCCCAUCGAGCAGUCGGAAUUGAAUUUCAAACGGAAGCUUUCCAAGCGUGAGAAGAAGGAGCAGAAGAAAAAAGAGAAACUGGCCAAGCUCAGCUCUGACGUGCCGCUCUCCAAUGGCAGCCAGCUUGGCGCCAUGGGCAAUGGCGUUGGCAGCGCGGGCGGCGCAGCAGCACACAUGAACGGCAGUGCAGGCGGCGCAGGCAAUGGCGAGGCUGGAGAUGCCGUUGCCGGCAAGCUGUAUACAGAGCUGCCGGAGACGUCGUUCACACGCUCGAUCUCAAAUCCGGAGGCGGUGAUGCGACGCCGACGACAGCAAAAGCUGGAGAAGAAGCUGCAACAGUUUCGUUCACGCGACGGCGGACCCGAUACGGGCGGCACACUGAAAAUCUACGGCGAGAGUCUGUGCCAGGAUGUGCCCUACAAGACGCUGUUGCUCUCGAUACGCGACUGCGCCCAGGCGGUGGUCAGGGAGAUGCUCAGCAAAUAUGGCCUGGAGAAGGCAGAUCCCUUGCACUAUUGCCUCGUACAGGUCAACAGCGAUGGCACAGAGUACAUACUUGACGACGACGAGUGCCCCUUAUCAAUACUCAUGAAUCAUCCGACGUCUCGCGGUUCUAUCAUGUUUCAUGUGCGUCGCCGUCCGGCAGACUCGCAGCCGCGUCGACGCAAGAAAAAGCCAUUGGGCGCUGCCAACGGCGCAAAUCACAUGUCCGGCGAUCGCGAAGGACCUGUCCUGGUCGAAGUGACGCACAGUGGCGAUGGCGGUCGUCGCAUUAAGCUGGGCAGCGAUCCGGUUGAGGUUGGGUCAGCGAACACCAAUUGCCUGCAGCUCUUCGGACCCUCCAUACAGCCAAGGCAUUGUCUCAUCUCGCUGCUGGAGGGCGUUUGCACCGUGACGCCUCUGCACACGGACGCGCUGACCUUCGUCAACGGACAUCACAUUAGCCAGCCAACCAUAUUGCAUAACGGUUCGGUUGUCAUGUUCGGUCGCGUCGCCUCCUACCGAUUCCUGGACUCGCCCACAGAUGGACGCUAUAAUCUGGCCCUGUCGCAAUCCCAGCUGGACUCGGCCUGCCUCUACGAAAGUCGCUCGCCCACAUCUCCGGGGUCCUGGAACGAUGAGGAUGGAGCGCUUAGUUCGACGCAGAAGAGCGAAUACGAGCAGCAUCAGCAGUUGAAUCAAACCAACGCUGGCUACCAUGGCAACUCAGCGGACGCGCACGCUCUCCGGGAUGUGGUGGACAGCAAGCAUGGCAACCAGGAGCAGCAGCAGCAGCAUCAGCAGCAACAGCUGUCCAAUACAGUUGGCAAUUAUGAUGGUCAAAGUUUGGAAGGUAAUCUGGAGAAUGAAAUCAAAUCGAUAUCGAGCAUGAAAUCGAAUGGCUCCAACAGUCAGGACAGAUCGCCCAAGUUACCAGGUGCUGGCGGCCAUUUGUCUGGCGCUGGUGGCAGCGGCUCGGCAGAUGCCCAGGGUCAGGAGCCCAUUUUGCCUGCUGUUCUGGAAUUCCCCGAAACACACCAGGAGCACUUUUUGCGUCACAUCAUCAGCGAAUUGGAUGUGAAUGUGCCGCACUUUAAGCUGGCGCCUGUCUAUUCACUCUACCUGUGUGCCAGAUAUCGCGCCUCCACCCACUAUCGUCCCGAACUGCAGCCCACUGAGCGCGCCCACAAGUUAACCAUAUUUUUGCAUCAUGUGGCGAAUCUGGUCUAUGGCGUUGUCCAAGAGCAGUACACAGAUCCGCGCAUACUCGCCUUUUGGAUGGCAAACAGUUCGGAGUUUUUGCAUUUCCUCAAAUCGGAUCGUCACAUUAGCGCCUUUAGCGUACAGGCACAGGAGGUGCUCGCCGAGGCGGUGCAGACGGCAUUUCGUAAUCUGGUCAAUUGCUUUCGCUUGGAGCUGUCGCAGACUCUGAAUCAAUUUCUCUCGGAGACGAUUGAUCACGAUUCCGCGGCGGGUCUGGUGCUAACAGUGCUUGGCUCGGCGAUGGCUUUGCUGCGACGCUGUCGUGUGAAUGCCGCCUUGACCAUUCAGCUGUUCUCGCAGCUGUUCCACUACAUCAAUGUCAUAUGUUUCAAUACGAUUGUGGCCAAUUCGCACCUGUGCACCGGGGAGUGGGGCAAGGUGAUGACGGAGCGCUUGCAGCUGUUGGAGUUGUGGGCUGAACGACAGGGCUUGGAGCUGGCUGCCGACUGUCAUCUGGCUAAGAUCAAUCAGUGCGCGCAGUUUUUGCAGGCGCCCAAAUCCUCUGUGGAGGAGAUACAGCAAUUGGCCUGCUCCUGCUUUCGGCUGAACUCCUUGCAAAUGGGAGCACUGCUGCAGCAGGAGAAGAUACCACGCAAUCUGGUGGAUACGGCUAUACGCAUGGCCGAAUCUGUGGCCGAUGAACUAACGCGUGCCGACGGCCGCGAAGUGCGACUGGAGGAAUCGCCCGAACUGCAUUUGGCGCUGCUGCUGCCCGACGAUGGCUUCAGCUGUGACGUGGUGCGUGGCAUACCCACCGGCCUGGUUGACUUUUUAAAUCCCCUACAGCAGCAGGGCAUGUGCCGGCUGGCAGCUCAGCCCACAUCCAUUGGACUGUGGACAGUGUACAUGCAUCAAUUUAAUGCACGCAGCUCCAGUGCCAUGUCGAACAAGCUGCCGCAGCCAGAGGUGCAGCUGAUUAAGUUGCACAAGAACAGCAAUGGCAUGGGCCUGUCCAUUGUUGCCGCCAAGGGUGCGGGUCAGGAGCGUCUGGGCAUAUAUAUUAAAAGCGUCGUGCCAGGCGGUGCGGCAGAUGCGGAUGGCAGGUUACAAGCUGGCGAUCAGCUGCUGCGUGUCGAUGGCCAAAGUCUAAUUGGCAUCACACAGGAACGUGCUGCUGACUACUUGGUGCGCACGGGUCCCGUUGUUAGCUUGGAGGUGGCCAAGCAGGGCGCCAUUUAUCACGGCUUGGCAACGCUGCUGCAGCAGCCCAGUCCCGUUAUACAGCGUGGUAAUCGCCGCAUGUCCGAGCGCGAUUUGAGUCGCAUGGGCGGCGCCGAGUCGUCCAAGUCAUUGGGCGGCAUCGGCGGCCCGCUCAUUGCCAAUAGCCAUACGAGUCACAGUCUCAAUCAGCACCUAAAUCUGAGCAAUAGCAACAUCAACAGUAGCCAAACACACAGUCACAACAGCAACAACAUGGGCAACAGCAACAACGUCAUGAGUCCCCUAGCUGCACACCUAUCCUCCAAUAGCAAAUCGGUGCCGGCCCUGCAUCAUCACACGGGAUCUGGCAACAUAUCGCUGGCCAAUUCCAAGUCACGGAGCACGCACAGCUUGCAUAACAAUGGAGGUCAGCCAAAUGGCAGUCACAAUAACCCCAAUCUGAAUCCGAAUCUGAAUGCCAAUGGAAACGCCAACGAGCAAGGCUUCUACCAGAAUUUAAGCGUGUACCGUGCACAAAAUCAAAGUCAACCCAUUUUGAACGAGCGACCCAGCAUGUCUGCGCAUGCCGCCAUGAGCGCCUACAAUGGCAAUUCCCCGCAUGCCGCCACACUGCAACAGCAGCAACAACAACAGCAGCAACAGGCCUCACCCUACCAACAACAUUUGCAGGCUAGCGCUAAUCUGCCCAGUCGUCCCGUUUCCGCCUAUUAUCACAGCCAGCAAAGUGCACAGCAGCAGCUGCAACAGCAACAGCAACAGCAACAGCAGCAACAGCAACAGCAGCAGCAACAUGCACUGCAACAGCAGCAAUUCGCACACAGCAGCAGCAAUCUCAAUGGACAGCAGCUGACGUUGAACAAUCGUGUGAAGAAUCAGCCAAACUUUCAGCACACGCUGCGUAUGCAGCAAAUGUUAGCACCUUCCAUGCCCAACAUCAGCAACAUGUACCAGCAGCAGCAGCAGCACCAACAGCAACAGCAACAGCAGCAGCAGCUGUCGCAGCAACAGCCGCCUAUGAGUGCCAGCCAGAGCAUGCAGAAUGUGAAUGAGUUUGUGUCGGGCUAUCAAAAUGGUGGGCUCGACUAUCAGCAACAUGCGCGACGCAGUCAGCUGCAUGAGGCAGCUGCACUCUACGAGUUGCAGCAGCAACACCAGCAACAGCAGCAGCAACAGGCUUCGCCAAACUUUAUAACGCUGCCACCAAAGCCUAUUGGCAGCUUACAAUCGCCAAACAAGCCAGUAGGACCGCCCAGCACGGCGCCCAAGCCACAGCAACAACAGCAACAGCAGCAGCGACUGCAGCAGCAACAGGCAGGCUAUCUGCCCAGUCAUGUGCUGGCCGAGGAUAAGCCUCCAUUGCCGCCAACAGCGACGCAUCCGCUGUUCAAGGCCACGCAGCAGCUGGCGCCGGGCAUGAAUUAUGUGGCCAGCACUCUGGAUCCACCUAAAGGCAGCUUUUUGCCUGCAAGCCAGUCAGCAGCACGAUCGCUGCACAGCGGCAGCAAUCCCUGGGAGCGUGAGGAGCGCGAAAAGGAUUUGGAAAUGCGGCGCGAGCACAUAAGGCAAUGGCGAGAACAGCAGAUCGCAGAGCUAUCGGCCAUAUUGGCGCGUAGUCCACAGCAGGAGGAGCAGCUGAAGACGCUUAUACUCGAGCGCGACUUUGAGCGGCGUGCACAGGAGCUGCAGGAGCAGGAGGAGGAGCAUGAUCAGGCCUACGACAAGGAAAAUGUGCAAGAGCUGUUCCGUUUGUCAGCGAGCGGUCAGGUGCAGGUCAGUGCCAUACAAACGCCCAUUACCAGCUACCGUCAGACAGAGAUCAAGCUGACCGAGAUCGGGGAGAGCAGUCCAGUUGAACCUGCAGCACCACCUGCAACAUCAUCAGUGCCAGCUGCAUCAGCAGUAACUUCGGCAGCAACAUCCACACAACCGCAGCCCAAGAGCAUACUGAAACACAAUCGCUACACGGAAGGCGGCACAGCUGGCAGCUCUGUGGGUGCUCCCUCUUCGCCCUCCAAGUCACAAAAAUCAGCUAGUUUCGCUGACGAACGACAUCUGCAAACGGAGCAUCCCAUAUCCAGCCUGGCCAAGGAGCUGACCCAGCUGAGCAUGCUGGACAAGGACAACAAUAACGAGACAGCCUUAGAUGGUUCAGUGCCACCGCCGCCACCACCUGAGCGCAAUAGCUCCUAUUUGAUUAUGUCACAGCAGAAGCUGCGCGGCAGCGUUGGAGGCAACUCGUCCUCCAGCUCUUCGAUAGGACUGCUGAAGACGGCCACCAGCAAUCAGGCAGCCGCCGUGGAGGUGAAGAAGGCCACAAUGCAUGGCAUCACAAAUAAUAAUAAUAACAAUAGCUUGAACAAUAAUACAAUGCAAGCGUCGCCGCUGAGUGCAAUGGAAUUGAAUGCCGCCUAUGUGUCAGCCACGGGCACGGGCAUGAGUAUGGGCACGCCGCCGCCUUUGCUGCAGCGGGACAACAAGCGCGUGAGCUUCCAUGAUGAGGACAACAACUUGAUGUCCCAGCAGCAGCAGCAGCAGCUGUUGCAACAACAACUGCAACAGCAACAGCAGCAAUAUCUAUUGGAUAGCUACGCGCUGGAGCAUCAGGAUUUGGAUACCAUACGCGAGGAUGCAAGCUACAUGCAGCACAAUGUGGAUGUCUCCAUGUUGCCCUCGAUGCCUGCCACGCCGGAUGCGGCGCUCUGGAAUACCACAGUGCAAUCAACGCCUGGCGUCAUAGGCGCCCAGGAGGUGUACAGAGAUCCUCGAACACGUCGGUUGGCGGAGAAGCAGCAACAGCAGCAACAACAACGCGCCGGCGAUGCGGUGCCCGAGAAGCUCUCGUUCAAGGAGAAAAUGAAGAUGUUUGCCCUGGAAUCGGGCGAAGAUAACACGCCCAAGGAUAAGCUGAAGAUAUCUCGAGCGCAACGAGACAUUGAUGCAGUGCACUGAGAGCACCUAUAAAUUAUAUCAUAAGAAUCAUAAGCAGUAGUACAUCCACACAUUCACCUAAUCACUCAGUCGAAUUGUGGGCCAACCGCGCUAUAUAACUACAAAUAUAUAUAUAGAUAGAUAUAUAUAUGGACCACACAUAGCAGACAUAUGACAAAACCUAACGAAUUUGCAUAGCAUCCAAUAGUUACUGCAUUACGAUCUAUAUAGAUGGACUAGUUGCGUAGUAUGUGUAGCUAACAAGAGUUGAUAACGUUAACUGAAUUCAAUUAGUGAAAAGAAAAAUUAGCAUAUUAAACCAUAGUCUUCAUAUACACCAUAUACAUAUAUUAUGAUUUAGAAAGCCUAGACAGGGCAACGAACGUUGGGCGAGCCACAUUUGUAAAGCUUAAUGCGAAUAUAUAUAUG
Drosophila hydei is the source of this 7197-nucleotide messenger RNA. It is a transcript of the gene cno, whose product is annotated as afadin. The coding region runs from base 529 to 6789 and encodes 2086 amino acids. The transcript has 20 exons. Gene Ontology annotation, molecular function: cell adhesion molecule binding. Gene Ontology annotation, cellular component: adherens junction. Lineage: Eukaryota; Metazoa; Arthropoda; Insecta; Diptera; Drosophilidae. The record is from RefSeq and is a predicted model, not a curated record. Gene Ontology annotation, biological process: signal transduction; regulation of protein localization.